Molecule: messenger RNA, 2170 nt
Organism: Olea europaea var. sylvestris
Lineage: Eukaryota; Viridiplantae; Streptophyta; Magnoliopsida; Lamiales; Oleaceae
Exons: 12
Coding region: 242-1381 (379 amino acids)
Source: RefSeq, a predicted model, not a curated record
AGUCAUAGGUCUCAUCAAUUUAUAACAGCUAGAAAUGGCACAGCAUUCAAUUUGUUUUCCUCAAAAAGAAUUGAUUCGCUGAAUCUCUCUCUAUCUCUGCAAUUUCUUUUUAACCUUUUUACCAAAAAAUAAAAAAAUAAAAAAAAAAUCUACCAUUACAUACAUACAUAUAUACAUGCAGAGGGACUGUAUACUUCUGUGAAGGGUGCACUUGGUUUUGUGUUUUCUGCGUACAGUGAAGAUGGUGAUGAGUUGGAGGAGAAUUUUCAAGUCACUGCAAGCGGUGGUGGCUCAUGGGCUGCCUUUUUCUUUCACUUUGUUUCUUAGCCUCAAGCUUUGCCGUGCUGUUAAUUACUCUUGGUGGUUGAUAUUUUCUCCACUCUGGUUAUUUCAUGCAGUUGUGGCAAGGGGUAGAUUCUCCUUGCCUGCUCCAUCAAUGCCUCAUGGUCGCCAUUGGGCACCAUUUCAUGCCAUCGUGGCUACACCAUUGCUCGUUGCUUUUGAACUACUCCUUUGUGUGCACCUUGAGAGAAGAUACGAUGUAAAUUUGAAGAUAGUUUUUCUUCCUCUGCUGGCAUUAGAAACAACAAUUUUGGUUGAUAACAUUAGGAUGUGUAGGGCACUUAUGCCUGGAGAUGAUGAAUGCAUCACCGAUGAGGCUAUAUGGGAGACUCUUCCACACUUUUGGGUUACAAUCUCUAUGGUCUUCUUCAUUGCUGCAACAACGUUUACACUUCUGAAGCUAUGCGGUGAUGUUGCUGCUCUUGGUUGGUGGGAUCUAUUUAUCAACUACGGUGUUGCCGAGUGCUUCGCCUUUCUUAUUUGCACAAAGUGGUAUAAUCCUGCAAUUCAUAGGGGUUCUCAUCUUACGAGAGCCGGUUCAUCGGCACCAAGUGUUAGACAUCUUAGCUCUAGUAGCAGUAUGAUGGCAUUUUCAGAUGAAGAUCAACAGAAUAGAGUAUGCAGUUUGCAAGACAUUGGUGGGCAUAUAAUGAAAAUUCCCUUUGUUGUUUUUCAGUUGAUGCUAUUCAUGCACUUAGAGGGAACACCACCUGGUGCUAAACAUAUUCCAAUUCCAGUUUUGUUUUCUCCUCUCCUCCUGCUGCAAGGAGCUGGAUUUUUGUUUGCUAUUUUUAGGCUUUUGGAGAAAAUCAUUCUUUUUCUACACCAUGAAGGUGAUACCGGAAGCCAUUUUAUGAUAUCACAAAGCGUCCGUGAUUAUUUUGAUUUUUUGCAUCAUGGAUCUAGGUUCCUUGGUUGGUGGUCAAUUGAUGAAGGAAGUCGAGAGGAACAAGCUCAGUUAUAUUGUGCCGGGGAAUUGGGAAUUAAACAUAUUUAUGAUGGAGAAAUGCCUGAAGGAAAUCAGGAUUUCAGACCUUAGAGCCGUCAAGUCAUUCCACAAAACCAAAAAAGAUUUUUCUUAAGUUUCAAAUUUACUCUUCAAUUUCAUUAUGAGUUGUCUUAUUAUCAUUCUCAAGUGCUAGAUGAAGAUAGAAUUCAUAUUGAACUUGAUGUAAAACUCAAACGUCAUAAGCCUAUCUGUCAUCAUUCUCAAAACCUCUCUCGUUAUUAUAUAAAGGAUGGGCCAAAUGGAUUUCGAAUAUGACUAGAUCUUUGCUAUGUAUGUUAGAAAGGAAGUUGUUAGAUUUUGAUGUAGAUUUAAUAUUUUAUCUGCCAAAGAAAUGAGAAUGUUAAAAUUGCCUCAGAGUGACACAAAGAGGGCAUUUGGUGUAUCUUCUUUUUCCAUUUUCCUUAUUCCCUCAUGGAUUGUAGUGUCGGCCUGGAACUUUGAAGACUCUAAAGAAAGUUGGAGUAUAUUUUGCUCUAGACCAAAGUCAUAAUUUUAUCUAAAGUGAAGACUUUGGGCCGGCCAUUCAUCAUGUCAGGGCACCCAGAUCUAUCCAGUUUAGGAGAUCAGAUCUACAUCACCAUACUCUGCUCUUGGGUCUCCUAUAUUUCUUCUGUUCAGUUUAACAAUAUUUAGAACAUGUUAUACUGAAAAAUAAAACCAUUUUUUUAUCUUAUAGCUACAUAUACCUUGGAUUUUUGGCUCGACGUUAAUAGCUGCUCUUACAGUUCUAGUGCUAUAAAGUUAUUGGACACUGUGUAAUAGUGAAUUGAGCAAGCAUGGCUGUUUAUUUAAUUGGCUGAUACGCAUUCAUUUGUUUGU